This is a messenger RNA of Cephus cinctus (wheat stem sawfly), 2039 nucleotides long. RefSeq names its product UBX domain-containing protein 4. The transcript is spliced from 7 exons. The record is from RefSeq and is a predicted model, not a curated record. Lineage: Eukaryota; Metazoa; Arthropoda; Insecta; Hymenoptera; Cephidae. Gene Ontology annotation, molecular function: protein binding. Bases 134 to 1702 code for a protein of 522 amino acids.
UUGGUAGGAACUUGAGAAACGUCAACCAUAAGCAUUAAAUUUCCAGUGAUCACAAAUUAUUUUAUAUUACGUCACCGCGGCCGAAUAUACUCCAGAGCGACAAAUAUCCACAGUUCGAAUCUUCUUUCGGAAAAUGAAGUGGUUCGAAGGAAGUAUCAACGAGGCUGUAGCAACCUCGAAGUUCAGGAAAGCAAUUUUCGUCGUAUUCGUCGAGGGAAAGGAUGAUACCUCCGUUCAAGUCGCUAAUGCUAUCAGUGCUGAUGAGGUAUCAUCACGUUUACAACAGGAUGAUUUUGUUGCUAUAAGACUCGAAAGUGGCUCCGACACCUAUAGGUUCUUUGCACAAAUUUAUCAAUUGGUACCAGUACCAUCUUUGUUUUUUAUUGGAGAAAAUGGCAGUCCAUUAGAAAUUGUUGCUGGUAACACAACAGCCUCUGAAUUGUUGAUAAAAAUUGAUGGAGUACUGGCAAAAGUAGGUAAAGGAACUAAGAAUUCGUCGACUAACUUAAUACAGGUUGAACAGAAAAUUGCAAGUGCUACAAAUGCUACUAAGACUCCAGAUACUAAUGCAUCUUCAAGCUCUGAAACAGAGACUUUGCAAGAACAAGUUAACCCCGAAUCUAAGACUGAAAGUAAUAGCAAUAGUCCAACCCCCAAUGAAAGUAUACCACCAGAGACAACGGGCAGCACAGAAAAAGUUCAGGAACCUACAACGAGCACUUCUGAAACUGCAAUAAAAGAUGCAGCACUGUCAGCAGAAGAAAGGGUGGAAAGGGCACGACAGUUAAUUGAACUGCAAAAGAAGCAACGUGAAGAGGAAGAAAAGCGCAAGGAACGCGAACGGGAGCUGGAACGUCGUAGAAUGGGCCGUGACGUUCAAAAGAUGCGUCAAAAGCAACAAGAUUUGGAAAUCAAGCAAGCGCAUGAAGAGAGGAUGCGAGAGAAAGCUGCAGAGACAGCUGCGAGAGAGAAAGUGAAGCAGCAAAUCGCUCAGGAUAAAUUGGAACGCAAGCACAAAGAAUUGGCACUUCAGCAACAAGUUGCACAGCAACAACAAAACCAGGAGCAACCCAAGCCACGUACAGUAAUACCCAGUGAUGCUAGCAUAGCGAGGAUCCAGUUCAGGUUGCCUACAGGGAAACCACAUAUGGGCCAGUUUGAGGCAUCUAGUACUUUGGGAGCAUUAAGAACUUACGUUGUGCAAAACAUAGAACUGCCAUUCACACAUUUUGCAAUGUCUACAACAUUUCCCAGGAGAGACCUCAUAAACCAGGAUGACAAUAAAACUCUCUUGGAACUGGAAUUGGUCCCCACUGCCGUCAUUUUAAUUCUACCCUUGAGAAACGCAAACAUCACAUCCGCUAUAACAACCACCCAAGAUGUCGGCUUCUUUUCCCGCUUCAUGUGGGGCAUCUUUGCGCCCAUCAUUAGCAUAUAUAAUUACGUACUAGGUUACUUCUCAGGAAGACCUCGUAGAAACCCUGAGAGACAAAAUAAUACUCCUAGCACCAGUGGAACUACUACCAAUAUUGACAGAUCACCUACCACUCAACCUCAAUCGUCUGGGCUUACCAGGAGGAAUAUAGACAGCCAAGGUACUACGACUAUUCGCGCCCAGGGUAACAUUCACAGACUACAUUCUGGAGGUGAUGACAACGACGAAAACAACACCUGGAAUGGGAAUUCCACGCAGCAGAUGUGAAGCAUUAAAAAGUGAAAAAUUAAAACGGAAACAUUGUCCAGAGAUUCAAAAAAAUCCUGCUUAUCAAAAAGCGUCUAAAAAUUGAAAAUGUCUUACGCUCAAUAUAAUUCAUCUCGGACGAUGCCUGGCACUGGACUGUGCAAAUUUUGUUAAAAAGAAUUUGAUCUUGGGCGUGAAGAAAAGGGAUCAUUGGAAACAUUUCCAUGAUAAUUAAAAAAUUCUGUAUGACCUUUACGAACCUCAAAAUUGAUCAAAUAUACAUUUACCACUAUCACUUAUCCGAUAAAAUAUUCUAAUCCACAUAAAUAAACACUACAGUUACACGAUUUUGAUUUAA